AUGCAUGAGCGAAUAUUAUGUCGGCUGAAUUUGACCUAGGAGGAGUGGUUGUAGAGGUAAGCACCUCAUCUGAGGAGUGCCAGCAGUGGAUCAACCGUGGGGCGGUCCAAAUGUUUGGUUUUAACCCGGAGGAGGCCAUCAGAUGCUUCCGCAAGGCCCUCUACUUCAGCCCAGACUGCGCCAUGGCUCACUACUUCAUUGCACACUGCUGUGCACCGAACUAUAACGACGCAAGUGGGCUGGACUGCAGUCAAGGUCUCAAGGAGGCUCAAAUGGCUCUGGAGACCGCGUCUCAGGCACCAGCAGGUCUCGAGGACUGGGAGAGUGCCAUGAUAAAAGCCAAACCUCACCAGUUUACCGAUGAAGAGUCUGGAGACGGUGUCAGUCGCUCGUACUGCAACGCCAUGCGUCCCGUUUACGAGAAAUUCGGCGAAGAAAACACACUUGUUGCUGCGGUGUUUGCAGAGUCACUGAUGAUGUUGGCUCCGUGGACUCUCUGGACCAGCCAGCCCGAUGUAAAACCUGCCAUUCCCGAGACCGAGGGAGCUGGUGAGAGUUCUGGAGAAAGGUCUAGAGAAAGACCCCACCCACCCCGCCCUCUGCCACUUCUACAUCCACACCAUGGAGCUGUCGGCCAGUCCUGAAAAGGCACUCCCG
Molecule: messenger RNA, 657 nt
Organism: Geodia barretti
Lineage: Eukaryota; Metazoa; Porifera; Demospongiae; Tetractinellida; Geodiidae
Source: the annotation of a GenBank genome assembly